Messenger RNA from Paramuricea clavata, 10871 nucleotides. The record is from the annotation of a GenBank genome assembly. NCBI's taxonomy places the organism in Eukaryota, Metazoa, Cnidaria, Anthozoa, Malacalcyonacea, Plexauridae.
GGAAUCACGGAAGCAGUUACUCUGUUACUGUGUUAAUAGAAAUACUAAAGAUAUGGACAUGAAAAGCCGAAAACUUGGCUGUAUUUUGGCUGCUGCCACAGCAGAUGCUGCAGGUACGUUGUUUGUUGACUGUAUUUGUGAAUUAUUUGUCUGAUUGUGUGCUUUAGUGCUUAUCUGAGUUGCAUGCUUUUAUAAAUAUAAUUACGCGUGUUAUAAAAUAUAUAUAUCAUGCGAAGAAGUAUUAUUCCUUCAUUUAUUAUGAGAAAAAGUACUGGAUUUAAAAGCUUUAUUUGACAUAUACUGUAUUCACUGUUGUGGAAGUUCCUUAAAAAUUGGGAUGGCAAGGUCAAAGUGCCUAAUUAUAUACCCCUAUAUCUAUAAAGGAAUUCCAAGCACAAUCACCUCACUCAUGGGCAAGUGCAAAAACCUUAAUACCCCUGAGGAAUUCCAGACACAUAUGUACCAUAUAUUACCCCUGGCUGGUUACACCUUUGCAUGUACCCCUGGCCAAGGAUAGCCCUAUCCGCCGAAUAGAGAAUUUUUUUAACUUUCUAAAAUUGUCUGUACUGAUCGAUUUACAAAUUAAAGUUUCUCUUUAUGAAUUGUGAAGUCCAUAUUUGUAGUUUUAUAGCUUUUGAAGUAUUUUUACCACUGUUGAAAAAAUCAUUAUCUAUAGUGGAUAACAUUAUGAAUCCAGCCUUUGUACAAUAUUCCAGGCCUAUUUGGCAUCUAUGCUUGAAGAAUUUCAGCUAUUCUUGAUGGCCGGGGUGUUUGGAUAUUAAAUGGAAUAGCCCAUUUCAAAUUAGGCAGACACUUGAGGAAGUUUCAGGACUGUGGGGUUGGGAGCACUUACAGUACAGAUUUUGCCAAAAUGCUUUAAGUAAAAACAGUGGCAGUAAACUACAGGUAAACAUGAACACCAUGCAGUUCAAUUUAUAUAAUCUACUCUGUCCAUGUGCCAGACAAUUUUACUCAUCAAGGAGAGAAAGAGUCUUGCACAGUAAUAAUUAAGUUAACCAUCUGCCAAUGUGUCUUGUUAACAUAUCACUACCAUUAAGCUGCAAUGCACCCAACAUUAUUAUUUUACUCAGUCUAAUGCCAGAUGAUUUCACUCGGAAAUAAUAGAGUGGGAUCAGGUAAUUUUAUUAAACUUUUCUUUGAAAUUAAAAAAGAUGGAGCUACUGUGCUUAUUAGUGAGAGGACAUAUUUGAGAGGGAGCAUUAUAGAAGAUUUAUACCAUUUCAGGCACAUUUGAGGAGGCAUUUAUUGGGAUUUAAUAGUGAGGGGAUGUAGUACUGUAAGGGGGGGGGGCUUGUUGAUUUAGCCAAAUGCGGUAAGUUAAGCGUGGAUACAUGCAUAUUUUUGUUAUAAAUGAGAAGGGGGCCAGGAGCUAGGGGAAGGCCAGCCUAGUCCCUGUUGUUCUGAAGCAUGACUGUACAAUCUUGAACCCCGACCCUUAGAGCCGCAUAUAUCAUGGAUGACACUAGAACCUAGGUGUGACAUCACUGCUCAAGGUGCUCACCCCAGUCAAUCAUCCCUAGAAAUUAAAGAUUAAAGCUAAUUAUAUAACAGGAUCGAGAGAGGUUAAGUUUCAUUAAGUAACAGAUUAUUUUUGACUAUAGCUUUAGUACCUCAAAAGUAAAAAGGUAGUCCAAAAUAAUCUGUUACUUAAUGAAACUUGACUGUUUAUACGGAGUUGUUCGUGACUCAUUUAGGCUGCAGCUUUUUUAAGCCGAGACAUAUUAUAACUGUAAACCCCCAAAUAUAAGUCCCCCCUAGAUAUAAGCCCCCCCCCCCGGAUAUAAGCCCCCAUGUAUAUAAAGCCCACCACAUGUACUAAUGCUCACCUUAUUCCAAAUAAAAGCCCCCGAAUAUAAGCCCCCCGAAUAUAAGUCCCCUGACUAUAAGUCCUCCGAAUAUAAGCCCAGUAGCCCGGCCACUACGUUAUUCAUUAAUAAUUAUUAGCAGAGAAUGAUGUUUAAAAACAUUGUCAUUGUCUUUAAAGCUUACUAUGUUAAUCAAACUGUGUUAUUAGUACAUGUUUAUUUUCCUGUUUAUGACUGACUUGUUUAUGUCUGAUUUGUUUAUUAGCUAACACAAAAGAUUGUCCAUGUAUAAGCCCCCUGUAUAUAAGCCCCCCUGUAUAAGCCCAUCAAAAAUCACUUACGAAAGUAUAAGACCAGGGCUUAUAGUCGGAGGUUUACAGUAUUUCAAGCUAGAUUGUGGGCGACUCAAAUCAUUGCUCUUUUCCAUGCAUCAAAUGUCGGGGCUUAACUAGAGCAUCGAAUAUUUUCAAUGACUUCGAGAUAAGCCCCACUUUUUUCACGGGGCUUAACUUGAACUUUCCAAGUUAUGUUUCUUUCUUUGAGUUAAGUCCUUGACAAAAAUGGGUGUGGUUUGGGUGUGUUCGCUUAACCCAACCUCGUACCAAGGGACUUUCCUCUUGGGGAUCAAAGACCCUUGUAGACGCUAGUCACAUGAUCUGCUAAAAUCUAGCAGAUUUCUAAUUAGCAAUCCAAGAUCAGGAUUGAUAUUUGGAUUAUUUUCAUAAUUAAUUUAUAAUUUGCAUUUUGUAUAUUGUCGUAAAGAAAAUCAAGAUAGUUAAUUAGAAAUCUGCUAGAUUUUAGCAGAUCACAUGACCAUCGUCUACCAGGGUCUUUGCUCCCCAAGAGGAAAGACCCUGGGUAUGAGGUUGCGCUUAACCCUCUAUUAACUAUGGCUUAACUCAAAGAUUACCUACCUCAGAGAGCCUGGGACUAGGCUGGGGGAUGGCUUAACUGAGAGAAAAUGGACUAAUUUAUGGUACAAGGGGACUUAAUGGAGAGGAGGUCUGGUUUGAUAGAGGAUUUAUGGUUAUUAAUGUUUGCACAACCUUAGUUGGAAAAUUAUGAUGGCCACUUAACUGGCUGCUUAAAUUUUGUUAUUAUUUGUUGUAAUUGGUUCUGUUCAUUUUAGCCCAACCACUUCACUGGAUUUAUGACCUUAACAAAUUUCGAGCCACUGUGAGUGAUGCUGUUGAAAUAGAAUUCUGGAGUCCUUCAGCUAACCCAUUCUAUUGUCUUGAGAUGGGCAAGCAAAGUUGUUAUGGAGACCAGACUCAUGCUAUAAUAAUAUCUUUAGCAAGAAAGAAAGGUAUAUACAAUAUACAUUAGUUGAUAAAGUUUACUGCAUGCAUGGUCUCCAGGGUAUCAAUAACAAAUUUUUAUUUUUCUCAGAAAUUUAAAUAGCAAUUUAGAAAAGAGUGACACUGUCACCAACAGGGUACAUUCUUUUGAUUUUUCUGCACCUGGGCUUCACCUUGCAAAUGCGUCAACACAUUAUAGUGUUACUGAAAAUUACUGUUACUUGGAAAAUAUAGAAUAUAGUACUUGGACAUUUUGAGCAAUAAUUAUGCCCUUUGUCAAAGUAGUAAGUUUAUAUCUCUGACAGGCUGUUGCAUCAACUUUGUGAAUAUCUUUCAUUUAUUUAGUACCGGCCUUUACUGGCUUUAGUGUUAUACUGGAACUCAACACUCAAUAUAUCGCAGAGCAUUAUACUACGUACCACACAUAAGUUUUGUGCUUUCAUUGUUAGAAUUUAAUCUUGAAGACCAGAAACAAGCAACAUACAAAAUGUUUGGUCCCGACACAGACUAUUCCCUCAUUGAUGAAGGUAAACAAUGUGGCAUUUGUUUGUUUGUCUGUCUGUCUAUUUGCUAGCUUUCUCUGCUGGCCGUAGCUUUUGAGUUGCCCGUACGUACCACUGGCAUCAAAAUUGUGCUCGCUUUCUGCGUGGGCUUGCAAGGUAAAAUUAGUUAUUGGUCAUAAUAUUAUUUCCUACAUGUUGCAAUAAAUGAAAACGUAUUGGACAGGUUUUAGUGUAGUCUCCCUCGCAGCCGCAGCGCUAGUAGGGAGUUUAAGAUCUUGACGACGAGCUACCGACUACAUUUGAAAUAGUUUUUGUUAUAUGUAUGCAAAUACUAAAUGCUUGAAUUGUUAUAACAAAUUAUCCCAAAUAUGUUUUAUGUGCAUGGUUUUGUGUUCGGUAAGUUUCAUCUUUUAAUUUUAAUCAUUUCUUUAUAAAAAUACUAUCCAACCUCCAACGUUGCGUAGUCAGUUUUGGUGGUAUGUUCUUGACUCUGUUUUACAACAUAAGAAUGUGAUUUUUACGCUGUAGCCAAGGUCGUCGCUACGGUGAAAAGUAUGCUCUGGGGAUAUGUAAAUUUUGUCUGCCUCUGUUAAAGCAAUGCGAAAACAAGCUUUCAACCGUACUCCGUACCCGUUGUUCGUUGUCGGCAUCUUAAACUCCCUAGUUGUGGAGAGACUACCGGGCGAGCACACCGACGUCUGCGAAGGAGGCUAUAGCUUUAGUCAACUGUCUUUUACAUCAUGUGGUUAACUAGCUGUGCAUGCAACAUCUGCCUCUACUCUCUUGUAUCUGUUCUGCAACUGUGCAGUAGUAAUGUUGUCAGGUUACGAAUUGGAUUGGAGAAAAGAUGGUGAUGGCGAGUUAUGAUUGGUUUUUGAAGUUAUGAACACCUAUAAAUGCACUUACUGUUUAUUCUGAAAGGUUCAGGGUCAUGUAGAUUGUAGAGUACGUAACAUAUAUGAACGCGGAGUGACAGGAUAAAAAGUGCUGGAAAUGUCCAGGGCGUCCUCCCAAUUUUGGGGACCCCGGCCUUUCUAUAGAUGGCAUCUUUUAUUGAACAGGCGUAGACAAAUUUAUGAACCUACGUUUUCUGUGAACGCAUUUUUAAUCGCGUCCAGAAGGCGUUCUAGAUGCAUUUCGAAUGGCAAGGAAGCGCGAGUUGCGCAACGUUUAGUUAUUUCUAAGCAUGCAGUACCAGUACCAGUACUGUAGCUACACUCACAGACAUGUGACGACGAAUAGAAUUAUAGUAUUAAAUUUGAAUAAAAGAAUGAAGCAAUAAAAUUUAAAAUGAAUUUUUAAUGUGGUUAAACGUAGAUUUAAGCGAAGUUAACGGCAGAUGUAUCUAGCAGCGGGGAGCCCCUGACGUCACUUAGAACAGUUGCAAUUCUUGCGCAUCCGUCACUUUGCUACAGCUUGGCUAGCCAGCUACAACUGCUCUUUCGCUCUGUUCCCCUUCGCCCUUUCCCCACCCAGGUUAAUGUUUGUUGAUACUCGGGUUAAUUUUUUUGUUUUGUUUUAGUUUUGUUUUUUGUUGUUUGGUUUGGUUGUAUCGGGUUGUUUUUUUAUUUGUUUUUCUUUAUAGGAUACAAUCUAUAGACUACUAUAGAAUGCGUCCUUUUUUCCACUGAUCAUCAGUGUGACAGGUGCCGGAGGUCUGCCUUGGCAGAAUUGUCAUGGCAAACUCCUAUUGCUACUAUAAUUAGCCUUAUUAUUACGUUUUUUUGUUGUUUUGCCAUAGCUGUUUGCCAUUGCUGUUUGCCAGUUUUGCCAUUUGCCAGUUUGCCAUAAAUGUUUGCCAGUGUUUUGCCUAAUGUUUGCCAUUGCGGUCAUUUGCCCGACAAGGCUAGAUCGCCGACUAGCCUUGGCCACCAACGGCACCUACCUCCAAACUCGGAUACUCUGCCGUUAAUUAAAAUAUAUUUUUCAGCUAUGAAAACAGGGUUGCCAGUGAAGGCAGCGUGGAGGAAUGGCAGCAUAAAAUAUUUUCUCAAGAAGAUGGAUGAAGGUUCCAAAGACACAGGUACUGGAUAUCUACGGUUACCAUUAACUUCAGACAUAAAACCUCGCUUAAAUCAAUGUGAUCUACACAAAUGAAUCUGUCCAUGCACUUUUUUGCACUCAUGCUAAUCGAAAGUCGAAAUUCCCCUCGAAGUCUGUCAAUUGAUUAUAAUAUAUUGUCCUAGUUGACUCGUGGUGCGAUAUAUCGCGUACUUACCGUACCGGAGACAUGCCAAUAUUACGGUCUGGUAUUACUUUUUUCAGCCAUGUAAGUACCACAUAAGUACAUGUACGAAAAAAAUUCAAAAUUUUUUCCUUGACAAGGAAAAGCUAGUCAUACAACGAAAUUGUUCAUGUCUUUGGCCAUCAGGAAAAUUACGGAGUACCUCACAGCGCACUCAGUGGUCUUUGCCAUCAAAUCAACCAACAUAUAGUCUCUUCUAUUAUAUAUCAUCAUACAGCCUUGCAUGAAUCUAUGAUGUGUAAUCAUCAUCAUACAGCUGUUCAUAUUUGAAGGUAAUGCCUUGAAAGGGAGGAAGUACGUCAAGGGAGAUAGGUCGUCCUAAAGGUAGGUCGUCGAGGGGUGGGGCAGUUAGCCGUCCCCCGCCAUUUAGGGUCACGGGAGUUAGCGUGAGGGUCAGGUACCCAAAAAACAAAAAUGUCGAAAGCUCGCAAGAGUAAUAAAGAUUUGAACCAGAGAGCGUCCAAAAACUUAAUGUAAACUGUAUUUCAACAAUUGGUACUUCUCCCUUUCUAAAUUCCUUCCUGCUUCUCUUGCCAGAGUAUAACCUUUUUUCCUUAGAGCCUAGGGCCCCUUAAAAUUAAAGGAUUAAUCCCGUUAAAUGAAUAUUAGGGUGGAAGUCCCGCUUUGGUCUAGUCCAAUUUAAUAUCGCAGUCAGUUAAUCGAUUUUCGGAGUAUUUCCCCGAAAAUAAAUUUAACAAAACAAGUGCAUACGAUCCACACAUUUGUGUUUGUCCUCGAUAUAAAAUCAAACCAAGUUACAGAGGUAAAUAUAUACUGAACUAUUAAAAUCAUACAGUAUCUAAUUAUAUCUAGGUCACCCUGACGACACUCAGAUAGAUGGCGUAACGAAGAUAGCGCCACUUGUUGCAAUGUAUGCUGGACAUCCUGAUCUUUUGUUUCAUGUCGAAGAUGUGACACGAAUGACUGAAGAUAAUGAUAUAGCUGUAGCCAUUGGGUUAGCAGCAGCCAGGUACAAUUAUAUUCAAAUUUAGUAUUUACCAUGGUCCACCCUUGUCCUGCAAGGGAUGCUAUAAGUGCUGUUCUUGUUUUCUAGAAUAAUAGAACGGUGUUUACUGACAACAAACACAAAUGAGAGUAUGAUAGAUGUUGUCAAAUACGUCAUGACAGGUCUUGCUGCAAAUGAUCGCACCAAUCCCCAGAAUCUCGACCGAGCAGUCAUCGGAUUCUUACAAGAGGUCAUUGACUGUAAAGAUGUACCUCACAAUGAAGCUGUCCCUCAAAGAUUUGUCAAUAGCUGAGGUAGCUCUAAUGACUUUGAUAUUUGCUUUUCUAUCAUUUCUAUAAAAUUGAUCAUAAAAAGUUGGUAUGCUACUGAUACGUGUGGCAGAUACGGUUAGGGCGCUGCCCAUUACCACUGUGUUACUAUUACUGAAGUUUAAGGGUGGGGUACUGUUACUGGUAUUUGAAUCUUGAUUGGUAUAACUACCCUGCUCUGACUUGAUGCGCUUGAGAACUCGUGUAAAUAGAGUUUUCUCUUGUGUUUCGGCACUCCGGCUUUUCUUCCUCACCAAAAACUAGCCCUUCUACCUUAGCUUUCCUUUGUGAUCAUAGAUCAAAGACAUGGGUCGUAUCGUGGCAGCCAGAGGCGCUCUAGCGUUGGCUCUGUUACGUUUCAGAUGCGUUCAACUCUCAGCUACAAGUAUAAUAAGGCCAAAAAAAUAUGUGGGUUUCCGGUUUGCCGACCCUACCUAGAUUAGGGAAAUUUAUCUUUAAAAAAGUUUAAAAAAAAGGUUAAAACCGACCUACCCUACCUAAGUUUUUACAAGAAGAAAUAGGAAACCCACAUUUUUUUUUUUGCUAAAGGAUUGGCACCCCUAUACAGGGUGUAUCAAAAAAAACUGAACAGAUUUGAAAUUGGUCUCAAUUUCGCAAAACAGCUAUUUGUAUCCGGUUUUUUAUAUAUAUAGCCUCUUUGGGUACUUAUAAUGUAGAAUAAUGAGAAAAAUUUCUCGAACUCAAAUUUUGUGAACCAGGGGGGUGUGUCUUUUCCAACAAACUAAAAAUGGCUCGCGCACAAAAUUUAAAAGUUGUAAUCAUAUUUUGAAUUAACAGAUGAAAAAUUUGUCGGGUUUUUAAUUACUGUACAAAAUUUCAGGCAAUUUGGUUUAGUUUAAGCCCUUUAACUAUUCACGCAAAGUUACAUUUUUCCUAAAAAUCAGCUAUUUGCAUGCUUAAUUAAUGCCUUUGCCUAAUUUGCAUAUGUUAGCAAUAUGCAAAUUAGGUAAACGCAUUAAUUAAGCAUGCGAAAGGCUGAUUUUUUAAAAUAAAAUGAAUAGUUAAAGGGCUUAAACUCAACCAAAUUGUCUGAAAUUUUGUACAGUAAUUAAAAACCCGACAAAGUUUCCAUCUAUUAACUCAAAAUAUGAUUACAACUUUUAAAUUUUGUGCGCGAGCCAUUUUUAGUUUGUUGGAAAAGACACACCCUCCUGGUUCACAAAAUUUGAGUUUGAGGAAUUUUUUUCAUUAAUCUACAUUAUAAGUACCCAAAGAAGCUAUAUACAUAAAAAACUGGAUGCAAAUAGGUGCUUUGCGAAAUUGAGAGCAAUUUCAAAUCUGUUCAGUUUUUUUUGAUACACCCUGUAGUAUAGGUGAUAUAUAUAAUUGACUAGUAAAUAUUUAUAGGGCAUAUCGUUUUUCUGCAGGUUUGCCAAAGUCCUUCCAGGCAGGUGUGCAUGGUCUUAUUACGGCUAGCAACUUGGUGGAAGGAGUUCGUGCAACAAUGCGAGCUGGAGGAUGUAAUGCUUCUAGAAGUACAUUCAUUGCUGCUUGCUUUGGAGCUAUGGUAAACACUAGCCGUUCUAGCGCCGUAUUAGCAAAAAAGUAUCCUGUUUCUGGUCAGUUUGUCUGUCCAAAAUUGAUGCUCGCAGAAAUGGCGAGUACAUUCCAGUUUCUACAAAUGCAUACAUUGAUUUUUUAUGUAAACUUGGUGACGUUUAACAUUAAGCAUAGAUAGAAUAAAAUGAGAACUAUUAAUUCUUACUGCUUAAAUGUUCAGGGAUGUAAAGUAAUAGAAAUAUAUCAAAUAUGAAAUAUUACAAGAAUAUGCUUUAUUCUCUCACAAAAAUCAUGCCAAAAUAUGCAGUACGUUUUAGUACUAAUAUAUGUAUUCAUAAACAUGUAACGUAUUACUUUCGUGUCAAAAUUUCAGUAAACUGCUUUUUUGGGCAGGAAAUUUUCAGUGAAAUUUCCUUGAGAUGACCAGCGGUUUUUAUUAAAUAAACGUUGAUGUGCAUAGUUAAAGAUGACACGCGCGCUGACUAGAAACAUAAUACUUUUUUGGCCUUAUGUCCAUUCAUUUGCACGAAUGCAGUUAAUACGGAAAACAAUACGGAAAACACUAAAAUGCAAUGUAAAAAUAAAAACACUCAAGAUUGCAGUAUAUAUAGCUACCGAUAAAAGUUCAAUACUUCAACAUUACUCAUGCAUUAGAAUGUCCGCCGAAAGAUGGACAACAUUGCAAUAUUUACCGAAAAACGGUCAACAUUGCAAUCUAUACCGAAAAACGUCAACAUUGCAAUGUACACGCACUCAAAAUUUUAGUUCUAACUAAGGAGUAAGGCCCAUUUUCUUUAUUUCAUUUAGUGUGGAGAAAGUGUUGUCCCGGCAACAUGGAAAAGCAAAACGCUAAAAUACAGCAGUUGGUUAGAGCUUGGUACAGUUGUUGCUGAAUGGAAAUCGAAGUAAAUUAAACACGAUUUUUUUAUCGUCCCAGUUGAAAGUCGUCAAAACUGUAAAUAUUUCUUUUACAGAUUAUCGUCUACGGAGUAAAUCCAUUCAACCUAAAAUGAACAUGCAUGUUUUGUGAUUGGCUUGCUCAAAUAAAAGUGAUCAGUGAUUGUGGCUUGUUCUUUAGGAAACGUAUUCUUUGCUUUACUUUGAUAUAUUGUGUGGGACUUCGCCAACUUCGCAGGGCUAUAUUUCCCGUAUUUUACAACAUUUCGCAACCAAACUUUGCAGUUUUUCUAAUUUUGAUAACUUCUUUCCGAAAAUAUCCUUUGUUAUUCCCAGAUUAAAAAUUUUUCUAAAGCGCAAGUCGUCCAUUUUCUCCGGGUGCUCCGGUUUCCGCCCGCAUACAGGGAAAGUUUACAGGGUGCAUGGUUAGGAUAAACACAGUUAAGAAAGUAAUAUUAUAACUGUUGUGAAAGAUAAAAUAGUCUAUACUACAGCUAAGUACUGAUUAAGUAAGUGUAAUACUUGAUGUAAAGCGCAUUUGAUCAUAUCCACAUGUAAAAAGGCCCUAGCCAGAGUUCUUGUCAUUUUUGAUUUCCUCAAUUUUCCUGAAGCACGCCUAAUCAGUGUUUUUCUCUUUGCCCUUACUUUUUCUUUAUCACUUUACAUUGCAGUUCGACUACAUAUAUUUAUAGCUAGAAUGUGUUAUUAGAUAUGCGCAGUAAACGUGCGCAAUGCAAAACUGAUGAAUCACCUUAAUCUUCUGAAAGAAACGUUAACUCGGCAGAUAUAGUUCAAAUAUUUCAGAAAAUUAUUCGAUGUAAAUACAUUAAAGGGCGAACAAAUAAAAUAAAAGGGCGAACAAAUAAAACCUAUAUAUAUAUAUAGGACCUAUAUAACGAAGGACGAAUACAAAAUCUGUAAAAGCAAUACUUUCAUCUUUUGUCGGUUCUUUCAGAUGUAAAUGUAAUGUUAGAAAUUUUAUAUAAAUUUUAUACAAGUUCAUACACAGCUCAGUGGUAAGCACAGUGUUACUUGACGUUUGACAUGAUGACGAUUGAACCCGAAACUUUUGAAGGGUUCUAUUUGAUGACGUAUUGUUAUGACGUAAAGUUAACACAAAACUGCUGAUUAAACAUACUGUAUUAGCCUGAACAGACAGAUACGUAGUGGUUGAAAUAUACGAACGUGUUAUGUUUAAUAGAUGAUGGUUAAAUCUAAAACACUUCUAAAAGGAGGAUUUAACUUGAUAGUAUAAUGUAAACAUAAUGUUAAGACAAUCAAACAAUCAUUAAAAGAUGUAUACUAG